Molecule: messenger RNA, 5529 nt
Organism: Sodiomyces alkalinus F11
Lineage: Eukaryota; Fungi; Ascomycota; Sordariomycetes; Glomerellales; Plectosphaerellaceae
Product: BP28CT domain-containing protein
Exons: 3
Coding region: 1-5529 (1842 amino acids)
Biological process (GO): positive regulation of transcription by RNA polymerase I; maturation of SSU-rRNA from tricistronic rRNA transcript (SSU-rRNA, 5.8S rRNA, LSU-rRNA)
Cellular component (GO): t-UTP complex; 90S preribosome; small-subunit processome
Molecular function (GO): snoRNA binding
Source: RefSeq, a predicted model, not a curated record
AUGGCCACCUCUCUCGCCGCGCAGCUCGCGCAAAUCGCGGUCAAUUCCAAGUCGUCCCUCGACACCAAGGCACGCAAGGCCGCCCAUUCCAAGUCCCUCCUCUUCGACCCCAAGGUCGCCACCGCCCAGAGCUUCCAGGCCCUCUACACAAUAUGCCACGACGGCUUCGACGAGCUCUGCCACCUCGACGCCCGCUUCAAGCCCUUCGCCCUGACCCUGUUCAGCGAGCAGAGCCAGAAUGAGGACCGCACCCAGAUGUCCGCCGCCGAGAACGCGGAGCUCGAUGCCAAGGUCGACGCCUUCCUCCGCCUCGUCGGGAGCCGUAUACGUCUCAUGCCCGCCAUUCGAGCCGUUGAGUGGCUUGUACGGAGAUUUCGCAUCCACGAGGAGAACACCCGAGCUCUGCUAUGUACCUUCCUACCAUACCACACCAUCCCCGCCUUCGUGACUCUCCUCUCCAUCCUACCCGCGCAGCUUCCGCACGAAUACCGAUUCCUACACCCAUACGUCCGCUCCCUGACCGCCCCUCCCCGGUCUGUCCUCGUCCACGAAGCCAUCCAUAAGCCGGCGUUCCUCUCUGCGAUUUCCGAUUAUACCUUGGAAGCCUGUCGCAACCUGCAACACUACCCUGCUCUCAUCUCCUUCUGGGCAGGCAUCAUGACAGAGGCCGUCAACGGCAUGCUCGACAACGGCCGAUCGGGACGCCAGGCCGUUCAACAAGACAACGACCAGGCCCUGCUACACCGACUAGGACCCGUCUUUGGCGAGGCCAUGCUCAUGAAGAAGGUCCCCAACAUGCAGAUCGCCACCUACAUGGCCGUGUCCAUCUUCGCCUCCAAGGGCAACCUGGACGACGGCGUGCUGUCCGCCUUUAUGGAGCAGAUCGUCCACGGGUGGACCAGCGAGACCAUGCGGCCGGGCCUCGUGUGCUUGUCCAUACUGGCGCACCAUCGGUCCGCCAAGCAAAUGUCCGGGAAGGUGACCAAGGCGCUCAUCAAGGUCCCCAACCUGGGCGGCACCCUCGUCGACAUUGGACGGCAACAGCGGGUCGACAAGCUGGCCCACGGUCUUUGCCUGGCCCUGGUGGAACGCCUGUGCAAGAAGGGCGACCCUCGUGGCCUGCCCGUCAUCCGAGCCGUUCUAACCGGCCAAGUCAUAAGAGACAAGCAGGUGGCCGUUGUCUUCAAGUCGCUGGUGUUGGCUGCGCACAGGUUAAAUGACGAGACCGAUCCGGAGGGCAGCAUGCGCAAGGAACUCGGCUCGGCUCUGAUCGACUUGUCCCGCCAUACCGGAGAUUCGAGUGACAUCAUUCGGAGCGUCAUUGAAGAAGGAGAGAUCGAUAUCGAGGAGCUCGAAAUGAAGCUUGACGUGUCGAUUCGACAGCAAAAGGUCGUUGGUGCGCCGCCGGGGGAGGACUUGGCCAUGGAAGUCGAUGGGGCCCCGAAACAACUCCAGAAGGACGUGCACACAUUGCUUCAGCAGCAGACUGUCCGGCAACUGUCUCUACCAGCCGGCCUCUCUGCCAAUCCCGGCAGCGCAUUCGAGGAGCUCGCUCAGCUGUUCCUCCGGGUCGUCGCGCAAAGCGCGGAACAACCGACCCUACUGGAGAUGUUUGUCCACCUGCCCGCCCUCCGCCGACAGGACGCCGCGAGCGACUCCACGUUCGUGGCCUUCUUCAUACAUAUCUGGUGCGGCCCGUAUCCGACCUUGGCUCGUGCAGCGGCACUGGAUGCUGUCAAGAAGCGGCUGCAGGCGGGGGACAUGGAAGGAAAAGACUUCCAAGCCAUGCUCCCUUACGUCCUCGUUGCAUUGCUUGAUUCCUCCAGAAAAGUCCGUCGCGCCGCCGCCGACCUCCUUGCGCGGCUAGGGACCAUGUUGCCAGCUCAGAGCGGUGACGCGAAGAAGCGAGGCCUCUGGCCGGGAAGCGUUCUCUUCCCCGAGGGCACCGAACCGCCCCAGUUGGAGGGUGAGGCGGUCUCGCGACUGUUGACUGGCAUCGUGCUGCCGGCCUUGGAGGAAUGUGUCAUGCACGAGGAGCACCUCGGCACCCUUUUCCAUUCCAGUCUCGAGAGCGGCGGAAAGAAGACGGACGGGAGUGGCAAAAAAGCCCUCUCCCCAUCCACCAGGCAGUCCGUGUUUGCAUGGCUAGCGGCCCAUGUCACCGCUACUCCACUGCCGAGGGUCAAAUCCAACCUCCUGUCGCUUCUGAAUCGGAUUAAGAGCGUCGGGAGCGUGUCGAGGACGAAGUUAUUGCUCCCGGCGUUCCGAUGGUGGGCUUCACUAUCCGCCGACGAAGUCGCGGCGCUGUGUCUGACCGAGCAGCUCGGCCCGGAGCUUCUCCACGAAAGAUUUGCUCAGACGGUGGUGGCGAACGAUUCCAGCGGGUUGGACUUCCUCCUCUCCGUGAUUCAGGACCCCAAAUCGGCACAGCGUCCCGAACUGGUGAGGUCUAGCUUUACGCGCAUACGGAACAUGUGGCCGUCCAUGAAGCUCGACACCAAGUCCGAUGUCUCUCGUACGAUGCUGGAGCUUUACCAGCAACAACGGCAGCAGCCGCAGCAGCCGCGGCAGCAACAGAUUGAGCAGCAGAAGCCGUCAGGGGACGACCAAGAAGGCCAAGACAUCAUUGCGACCGAAGCUUCGGAUCUCUUGAAGAAUGUCGACCUUACCACCGACGUCCUCGCACAUUUCCUUUCGUCCAUCCAGACGCGCACAAAGACGGCGACGGAAUCCCCACCGAGCAAACGCCGUAGGACCAGUCCCUCCAACGCCGAUCGCGGGACCCAGGUUUAUACGCCGGCCGAGCUGAACAAGAUACUGCGAGACAUCACCUUCGUGCUUCAGCUGGUGGAAGGAUGCAACCCCCGAGCCCACCCGGAGCUGCUGCACAGCCUCUUCGACACGCUAGGCGAGCUGCAGCGGUUCAGCAGCGUGGUAGGGUCCGAGCUGGGCUACCUGCAGAACCUCGUGCUUACCAGCUUGAUCGCAAUGGUGCCCGAGUACAAGGACAAGACGAACAAGAAGCUGGAGAUUGGGAGCUCUGGAGGGUACGGUGAUCUUCUGGCGAAUUGCAUACAGAAGACGACGAGCCCGAUCGUGCAAAACUCGGCGCUCCUGCUGAUCGCGAGCCUGGCGUCGGCUGCCCCCGAUGUGGUUCUGCACAGCGUAAUGCCCAUCUUUACGUUCAUGGGCGCCUCGGUGCUCCGGCAAAACGACGACUACUCUGCGCACGUGGUCAACCAGACGGUCAAGGAGGUCAUCCCGCCGCUGAUGGCGUCCCUCAGGAAGGGCAAGCGGAAUCCCAUCGCGGGAGCGACGGAGCUUCUCGGCAGCUUCGUGACGGCCUACGAGCACAUCCCCUCGCAUCGCAAGCAGGACCUCUUCGUGUCACUCGUGAACACGCUCGGCCCUGCGGAGUUCCUGUUUGCGCUUAUCGCCAUGCUCGUGGACAAGUACGAGGCCAGCGCCAACAUCAUCUCGUUCACGGCGGAUCUGCUCUCCGUCUACGGUGCCGACGUGCAGCUACAGACGGCGGCGCAGCUGCUCGCCCUCAUCGGCGACAUUUUCCAACCCAGGCCGGAACUCUCAUCGACGCUUCUCGGAGUGGGCGACGAUGUGCGCGAUAAGGACGACGUGCACAAGACAGCUCUCCGGCAGUUGGCCGUGUUCCCGUCGCUGCUGUCCGGGAAGAAGCUGAAGAAGGAAAUUGGAGAGCUGGCGGAGCAGGACGACAUGCAGACAUCAAAGAUGCGGGAGCUGUACGCGACUCUCCUCAAGGACACGCUUGCGCUUGCCGACGUGGUCAAGGGCGAGAAGGAUCUACACGAGUGCUGCGGCUCGGCGCUGGCGAAUCUACUCAACCUCCUGUCGAUCGGGGAGUUCAUCAAGUCGGUGGAGAAUCUACUGGACAAGACGGAGAUGGACCUGCGGCGCAAGGUGCUCCGGGCGCUCGAGGUCCGGGUCGACCAGGAGGGCACGGGCGAUGCUGCGUCGCGGACAGCUCUGCUCGGAUUCCUGCCGCAGCUGACGGCGGCGAUCCGGGACACGGAGGACCUGCGGUACAAGCGGACGGCUGUGGCGUCGGUGGACAAGAUCGCAGAGAAGUAUGGCAAGAAAGACCUGGAGGCGGUGGCGGCGGCGGCCACGACGAUUGCAGGGCCGGAGUGCCUGGGCCAGCCCGAUGCCGGGCUCCGGGUCAUGGCACUGCUCUGCCUCGCGUCUCUCGUGGAUGUGCUGCAGGACGGCAUCGUGCCUGUGCUGUCGCUGGCUGUGCCGCAAGCCAUCCUUUACAUCGAACAGAGCCUGGAUGUGGGCGAGGAGAAAGAGCCGCACGGCGAGCUGCACAAUGCAGGUUACGCGUUUAUCACGGCGGUAGCUCAGCAUUUACCGUACAUGGUGACGGGAGCGUAUCUCGACAAGAUCAUUACGGCGUCGAGCGCUUCUGCGGCGACGGCAGACCUGGAUGAUGAGGCCAGCGAUAGCCGGCUCAACUGCCUUCGGUUCCUUGCUCGCAAGGUGGAACCCAAGGUCUUUUUCGCCGGACUGGAGAAGAAUUGGGCGGCUGUGACGGAAGCCGGUUACGAGGCCAUUGGUGAAUUUGUGGAUAUUCUGAGCGUUGCCAUCAAUAGCCACCCCAAGUCGGUCAUUGGCAAGAACUUGCCCUCGCUAUCGAACAUUUUCCUGAAUGCGCUCGACCUUCGCAGGCAAAUGCAGGCCAAGGGCGAGCUCUCGACGGCGGAAUUGGGGCAGAUCGCCGAGGUGGAAAGCCAGCUGAACGAGGUGGCACUCAAGAUGAUCUACAAGCUGAACGACGCGGCAUUCCGGCCGGUGUUCACGCAGAUGGUAGAAUGGCCGUCCCAGCUGGGCAAGAAGGAUACGCGAGGGGCGGUGGCACGACGGUACAGCGUGUACAAGUUCCUGGAGACGUUCUUCGACAGCCUCAAGUCGAUCGUGACGAGCUACGCGACGUACAUCCUGGAGGACGCGGUGACGACGCUGGAAGGGUGCGACAUGAAGGUCACGGAGCAGCGGCAGCUGUGGGACGCGGUGCUGCGGACGUUGAGGCGCUGCUUCGAGCACGACCAGGACGAGUUCUGGCAGGCGCCGUCGCACUUCGGGGCGGUGGCGCGGGUGCUGACGUCGCAGCUGGGGCGGGCGGGGUCGGACAAGAACAGGGACAAGGCGAAGGCGAAGGCGAAGAUGGAGGUGGACGUGCGGGAGAGCCUGAUCCCGGCGGUGGUGGAGCUGGCGGCGGCGGCGGACUCGCAGGAUCACCAGAAGGAGAUCAACACGGCGGUGCUGAAGCAGCUGCGGGCGGAACAUGCGGCGGUGAGGCUGGCGGCGGUGCUGUGCCAGCAGGCGUUGACGGACAGGCUUGGGGAGGAGUGGCUUGCUUCCCUGCCGGAGAUGUUGCCGUACAUUAGCGAGCUGCAGGACGACGACGAUGAGGUUGUGGAGAGGGAGACGCAUCGGUGGAUUGUCAAGAUUGAGGGGGUGUUGGGCGAGAGUCUCGACUCUAUGUUGCAGUGA